Messenger RNA from Schistocerca cancellata (South American locust), 683 nucleotides. RefSeq lists its product as uncharacterized. The transcript has 5 exons. The record is from RefSeq and is a predicted model, not a curated record. NCBI's taxonomy places the organism in Eukaryota, Metazoa, Arthropoda, Insecta, Orthoptera, Acrididae. Bases 104 to 616 code for a protein of 170 amino acids.
CUGAGUUUAGGGAGGCGGUCUAUAAGAAGUGUGGCCAGGCUGCAGUGUGUCACACUCCAGCCUUGCUUCACCAGUGGAAGAAGAGCAAAGAGAAGAGCAGCAAAUGGGUUCUCUGGUUGUGUUGCUUCUGAUCGUAUCGGGCGCCUUGGCUGAGGUGACGGAGUGUACCGGCGGUUCCAACAGAGCAAUGCCGGCGCCAACAGAGCACACCGCUCGGGAAGGAAAGGCUUCGUCAGAUCACCCUAGAGUGAUACUACUCCAGCCGAUUACCACGGAAGAGUCCUCCGGAGAAUAUCCGCGCCCGACUCCUAUAAACAGUGUCUGCAUGAUGAAGGUGAAAUGCGCAGACGCCAGCCCUAUUUACUAUGCCGAGGAGCUUCAGAGGGACGAGGAAUAUCAGGACGCGCCAAGCACUGCUCAGGAAACGACAGCUGCAACGUCGAGUACCGGCUCGCCAAAGCCGACACCACCUCCUGUGCCGUGCACUGUGGAAAUACAAGUGCUGCAGAAGUUCCGCGGGCAGUGCGUGCGGCUGGGCCAGCACUUCGGCGGCUGCCGCGCGGGGCCGUUCGUGUCGCCGCUGCAGCCCCCCUGCCACCCCCCACCGGAACACUAGCGGGCGCUGCAGCGCCGCGUCGCUUCUCGUCACGUCCAUCGGCUGGCUGUUGGCUCGCUUUUAAACU